CAAUUCAAAUCCCAAACGUCAAAUCAAAACCUCUAAAGCUCUUUCGCAAACUCUCACAAGCCCCAGCCCCCCUCAAAUUGUUUUCCUCAACUUUCUUUCCCCACCAACCCCUACCAAGCCAACCAAUGGAUCAGAGAUUCCAUGGCCUGCCUCCUCUCAAGAGAUUCAGACUUAUGCAACAACAAGAGCAGCAAGAAGAUACCCCUUUAGCCUUGUCGCGCCUUCCGGCGAAGAAAAGAAAAGAGGCAUGGCACCAGCCCCUUCUCCCUGACCCAUUUGCCGCCACCACUGCUGUCUCCACCUAUUCAUUGCCUGCCAAGAAAAGGGUUUGGGCCUUUCAGCCAGAUUUAAUCUCCGAGGACCCGCUUUCGACAUUGGACCUUAAUGUCGAGUACAAGGUGCCUUUUGGUGCAGAGUCAGAAGAAGCAGUGGUGGAGAAAGAAGAAGAAGAAGAAGAAGAAGAGAAGGGUAUUAUUCAUGAAAAUGAUUGCAGUGAAGUUACUGAAAAUACCCAAGAAGAGAAUGGCCAAGAAAUUACUGGUGAUGAAGAUGACAAUGAAGAAGAAGAAGAUGGGAUUGUUUGUGCUAUUUGUCAGAGCACAGAUGGAGAUGCAUCAGAUCCAAUUGUGAUAUGUGAUGGCUGUGAUCUAAUGGUUCAUGCCACCUGCUAUGGCAAUCCCCUUGUAAAGGGUAUUCCAGAGGGUGAUUGGUUCUGCACCCAAUGCUCACUUUCUUCUGUGCCUUCUCAAUCCAAUGAGCCCGCUUCUUGCUGCCUGUGUCCUAUCAAGGGAGGGGCAAUGAAGGCCACCAGAGAUGGCAAGUGGGCCCACAUUGUGUGCGCGCUUUAUGUUCCUGAGGUGUUCUUCAAAGACCCUGAAGGCCGAGAGGGGAUUGAUUGCUCCAAGGUUCCCAAAAGGAGGUGGAAAGAGAGGUGUUAUGUUUGUAAGAGUUCAAGGGGUUGUGCUAUUCAGUGCUCUGAGCUUAAAUGUCCUUUGGCUUUUCAUGUGACUUGUGGAUUGAAUGAAGAUCUUUGCUUAGAGUACAGGGAAGGAAGGAAGCAGGGUGCUAUUGUAGCUGGGUUUUGUAAAAGCCACUCAGAUCUGUGGAAAAAGCAAGAACAAACUGGGAAGUACAAGAUUGUGGCCAGAGAAGACUGAAGAGCACAAGUAGUUAGAUUGUGCAGAUUAAUAUAUAGAGCUUUCUGGCCCUCUGUUAUGAACAUGGGACAUCUCCGGGAAGUUAGGCAUUCUCGGUCAAGGCCAUUGCUUUUUUCCUCUGGCUUGGUUCUGAGCAUCAGUGUGAGAUCCAACACCUAAUAAGCCUUUUAACUGCAUACCUUUUGGACAUUAAGGAUCAAAACCCUGUCAAUACAGUGGGGGGACUUAGUGGGCCAAUUCUACCAUUUCUUUGCUAUUAGGAACCACCUCAAUGUUUGAAUUGAAGACAUUUACUAGUCAUAGUUUGUAGAUGU
This is a messenger RNA of Prunus avium (sweet cherry), 1471 nucleotides long. Its product is annotated as RING/FYVE/PHD zinc finger superfamily protein. The record is from RefSeq and is a predicted model, not a curated record. NCBI's taxonomy places the organism in Eukaryota, Viridiplantae, Streptophyta, Magnoliopsida, Rosales, Rosaceae. Gene Ontology annotation, biological process: regulation of transcription by RNA polymerase II.